AUGCCUGGCGGAGCCGUCACUCUCGUUGGGGCCACCAAUGUCGACCGCGUGGAAGCCCCAGUGACAAUUAAAGCGUACUUGAUGUGCGCAUUUGCGGCCUUCGGCGGCAUCUUUUUCGGAUAUGACUCUGGUUAUAUCAGCGGUGUUAUGGCAAUGAAUUACUUCAUCCAUGAGUUCCAAGGAUUACCUUAUCCGCCUGCAGGGGCUACCGAGGACCAAAAGAAGUACUUCGUUCUACCUUCCUGGAAGAAGUCCUUGAUUACUUCCAUCCUGUCAGCCGGCACAUUCUUCGGAGCCCUCAUCGCUGGCGAUCUAGCUGACUUCAUUGGCCGUCGUCUGACCAUCAUUGGAGGCUGCGGAAUCUUCAUUGUUGGAGUCAUCCUGCAGACUGCCUCCGCUUCUCUAGGCCUACUAGUUGCUGGUAGACUCAUUGCAGGCUUUGGUGUUGGCUUCGUAUCGGCAAUCAUCAUUCUUUAUAUGUCAGAAAUCGCGCCAAAGAAGGUCCGCGGUGCCAUUGUAUCUGGCUAUCAAUUCUGCAUUACAAUUGGUCUCCUGUUAGCGUCGUGUGUUGAUUACGGGACGCAGAACCGCACGGACUCCGGAAGCUACCGCAUUCCAAUUGCUCUCCAGAUGCUCUGGGCUAUCAUCUUGGCUUUUGGCCUGUUUUUCCUUCCCGACUCACCUCGAUACUACGUGAAGCGCGGCAAGAUUGACGUCGCCGCUUCGGUCCUUGCUCGAGUGCGGGGCCAACCCGUCGAUUCAGAAUAUAUACAGCAAGAACUCGCCGAGAUCGUAGCUAAUCAUGAGUAUGAGCUGCAGGUCAUCCCCCAAGGCAGCUAUUGGAACAGCUGGAAGCAAUGCUUCACAGGUGGUUUGUCCACACCGAGCAGCAACCUCCGUCGUACGAUCCUAGGCGCGUCGCUCCAGAUGAUGCAGCAGUGGACUGGUAUCAACUUCAUAUUUUAUUUCGGCACGACUUUCUUCAAGGACCUAGGCACCAUCUCGAAUCCCUUCUUGAUCAGCUUGAUCACCACACUCGUCAACGUGUGCUCCACUCCUGUCUCCUUCUGGGCUAUUGAGAAGGUUGGCCGUCGCCCUCUUCUCAUCUGGGGUGCAGUUGGGAUGUUCGUUUGUGAAUUCAUAGUCGCCAUAAUUGGCGUCACAGAUGGUCAUAAUAAGGAUGCUAUUAAAGCUAUGAUCUCGUUCAUUUGUAUCUACAUCUUCUUCUUCGCCUCGACAUGGGGACCCGGCGCGUGGGUCGUCAUCGGCGAGAUCUUCCCUCUCCCCAUCCGUUCUCGGGGUGUUGGAAUUGCAACUGCCUCGAACUGGCUUUGGAACUGCAUUAUCGCAGUCAUCACUCCCUACAUGGUCGGCACAGACCGUGGCAAUCUCGGUGCUCGCGUGUUCUUCAUCUGGGGCUCUCUAUGCGUUCUUUGCUGGAUUUACGCCUACCUUUUGAUUCCCGAAACCAAGGGCCUCACUUUGGAACAGGUCGACAGAAUGAUGGAAGAGACGACACCGCGAACUUCGUCCAAAUGGGUCCCGACGACUACGUUCGCAGCCGAAAUGGGACUGACGGAUAAGGGCACUCUCGAUCCCGCUAUUGUCGAGGACGUAGAGCGCAAGGGCUCCGUUGGCGUCUAA
This is a messenger RNA of Mytilinidion resinicola, 1644 nucleotides long. Its product is annotated as monosaccharide transporter. Bases 1 to 1644 code for a protein of 547 amino acids. The transcript is spliced from 6 exons. Gene Ontology annotation, cellular component: membrane. NCBI's taxonomy places the organism in Eukaryota, Fungi, Ascomycota, Dothideomycetes, Mytilinidiales, Mytilinidiaceae. The record is from RefSeq and is a predicted model, not a curated record. Gene Ontology annotation, biological process: carbohydrate transport; transmembrane transport. Gene Ontology annotation, molecular function: carbohydrate:proton symporter activity.